AUGAACUUGCCUCUAUUAAAAGUUAAGCAAGAUGUGCCUACCAGAUGGAAUUCCAGUUUAAUAAUGAUUGAAAGACUUGUAAACAUUAAAGCCCCUCUAUCUGCUGCUAUGUCAACUCUACCUCAAGCUCCAAAUUAUUUAAAUGCGUCAGAGUGGGAGAUAAUAUUAGAUUGUACCCAUAUUUUAAAGCCAUUUGAAAUAAUGACAGCGGAAUUAUCAGGUGAAAAGUACCCAACAUUAAGUGUGGUUAUACCACUUAUUAGAGGUCUUCAACAUAUUUUAAAAAACUUGAAAACAAAAACUGAUAUUGGGGAUGUAUUUAGAAAUAUGUUAAUGGAUAUAGUUAGUAGACGGUUGGGCAUUUUAGAAAAGGAUAAAAUUGUUGCAAAAGCAACAUUUUUAGACCCACGAUUCAAAAAAACUGCGUUUGGUUUACUUGAAAAUGCUAGUAAUGCGCAAAAAUGGGUAAGCAAAGAAUUAACAAUGAUGAUUAGCACAAAUAAUGAUAUGGAAAAUGAAAUGAAUACAACUGAAUCUACCACCACAGCGCACACAUUAAAUAGUACUAAUAAUGCAACUAAAUCACUAUGGGAGCAUUUUGAUAAUAAAGUCGCUGAAGUCAGAACUACAUCGAGUCCAAAUGUAACUUCCACUUUGAUAAUACGUCAAUAUUUAGAUAUGCCACUUUUAGAUCGUAAAAAAAAUCCAUUGGAAUUUUGGAAACAGCAUAAACACACAUUACCAGAUUUGUAUAAUAUGCAGCUGAAGUAUUUGUGUAUUCCAGCAACGUCUGUUCCAUCUGAACGUAUUUACACUGUUCUAGAAUUGUAG
Molecule: messenger RNA, 831 nt
Organism: Aphis gossypii (cotton aphid)
Lineage: Eukaryota; Metazoa; Arthropoda; Insecta; Hemiptera; Aphididae
Product: zinc finger BED domain-containing protein 4-like
Exons: 2
Coding region: 1-831 (276 amino acids)
Molecular function (GO): protein dimerization activity
Source: RefSeq, a predicted model, not a curated record